AUAAUAAUGGAUUGCCAUUAGGCUCGUAAAUUAGCAUUUUCAUUACCAUAGUACAUUACUAGUGGGUUGUUAUUUACUGCUAGUCAGCCUCAAAAUGUAGCCCUGAUUUUCCUUAAGUUGAAACAGAAAUCUAACUUUUUACGCUAUUGCGGUAUUGAAGCAGGAAAGGAAGAUGACGUCAUCUUCAAAUUUUGAGAGCCCACUCGUAGUUUUGAGGCUUAAUAAUUCAUGGUUAAAUGAUUAAAUUAGAGGUUUAGUUUGUUUACCCAUUUCAGGAAUGGCUCAUGUAGCAUUGCAUUUGAAUAAACUGUCACAGCUUUACUCAUCAACAUGCAUAACAACUACUUUUUGGUGGAAUAAGCAGUAUUUCGAUUUCUGCUUCAUAUUUCAGAAUUUUCUAUUUUUUACAAUAAACUUUCCGAAACCUUUGAAACAUUUUUUUGUCUGAUAUGGAGAUCUUGUAUCUUGUUUUUUCAGUAACUCUUCUGUAUUGAAAAGUGCCCCAGUGAGCUCCCAAAAUUUGUGUUGACAUGAUGAUGCAGCUACUACUUCACAAUGUCCCAAUAGAGGGGAUUGGCUGGAAGAUUUACUUUCAAAGUUUUUGGUUCCCCACAACGUAUGUACACGUACGUAGUGGUAAAGUCACGGCCCUCACCAAAUCAGGCCCGCGUUUCUGGUGGUUUUUUGACCAAUAACUUGACUUUCUGGAACAUGUUCGGGAAGACUUGCAAGUUUAUCAUGCUUCUAGGCCUGUUGAUUAGGCCUCACGAACAGAAAACAAUAGUUGAAACUUGGCUAACGAUCCCAGACUAUUGUUUGAAUCCUUGGCAAUCAUUCCCAAAUCAAUGCAGAAUGUCUCUGAGCCCGAGCUUGAAUAUGUGUAUGGCCAAUGCUUUUGCAUUUGCGGAUUGCCGAGGUGUUCAAUGCACAAAUGGCACGAAUAUCUGUGAGGGGAUAACAUGGGCUCAAAGUUCAAAUCAAUGCGUAGGUCCGCUCAAGGCAUCUACAUUCUCCAAAGUUAUUGUCAAAGACAGCAAUGUCAUAUCAAGAGACAAAGACUUAUUUAUCUUCUAUGGAAGAACUGCUCAGAUCCGUGGAGUGUCCAUAGCGGGUUUGGAACCGAUUAGUUUACCACUACUUGAUGCGAAAAUUGUUCCCGUCUUAUUCAAAGAUGGGAUUGUGGCCUGCGACCUCAAGGGCAAGACUUGCCACCAUUGGCAACGAGGAUCUGAGGGAUGGUUGCCCUUUCCUGCCAUGAUUAAUGGUCACAAUAGAGGCUCCCUGGACAAUGUGGGCGGGAAGCUCUUGGCAAUUGCAGGGGCUAUAGGCGGCACUCCGACAAAGUUUGUGGAAACUUUCGAUGGCACAAAGUGGGUCGAACAGCCACAACUCUCACAUCCACGAAAAAUCUUUGCUACCGUGGUCAUCAAUAGCACUUCAAUAGCAUUAAUUGGGGGAUAUAACCGGGCUAGCUCCGACUUCAAAGAUAUUGGGUCCGAUUUUCUUAUCUUCCAUGUGGACACAAAACAAUGGACCAUUCUUGAGGAUUAUCCACACAAACAGGCGGGUUUAUCAUGCUGCAACUUUGACGGUGGAGCAGUGCAAGGCAUUUUCUGCAUUGGAGGAUUUGGGCUUACUAGUACAGAGGCUCCUGCCAAGCAAGCCUUCAUUUUUGAUUGGAGUACGAAAAUAUGGGCGAGAAUAGAUCAAUUUGACUUCAGCGACGACGUCGAAUACGCUCGCGGUCCCAUUGUUCAGUUUAAAAACUCACUUUUCUACAAACCCAUAAGUACCAUGCCAGGAAAUAAUCCGCAGGAAAAAAUCUUCAAGAUUGACUGGAAUGCGACGAACCCAACUUGGAUCGAUAUGGGGAUGGAUUUCCUUGAGAGUGGUGUUUCUGAAGCCUUGUUUCUAAUAGCUGACUCAUAUACAAUUACAUAGAAUUCAAUAAAGAAAUGAGAUAGAGGCUUUGUCAUUCCUUUUAUUACUAGGGCUUUUAUUUAAAAGGCAAAUAAACAUGGCUAGAAACACACAUAGAAAUGAAACAGUGUUCAAAAAUCGAUUGAAAUUGCAAAUUUCACAAUACAUUGUCUCCUUUAAUUAAUGAAUUCAAUAUCCGCCCACGAAUGACUUUAA
Molecule: messenger RNA, 2136 nt
Organism: Tigriopus californicus
Lineage: Eukaryota; Metazoa; Arthropoda; Copepoda; Harpacticoida; Harpacticidae
Exons: 5
Coding region: 619-1941 (440 amino acids)
Molecular function (GO): protein binding
Source: RefSeq, a predicted model, not a curated record